Messenger RNA from Lolium rigidum, 968 nucleotides. Its product is annotated as protein TRIGALACTOSYLDIACYLGLYCEROL 5, chloroplastic-like. The record is from RefSeq and is a predicted model, not a curated record. NCBI's taxonomy places the organism in Eukaryota, Viridiplantae, Streptophyta, Magnoliopsida, Poales, Poaceae. The transcript is spliced from 4 exons. The coding region runs from base 80 to 487 and encodes 135 amino acids.
CCCCUCCUCCCACCUGCUCCCAGCCCCUCACCGAGAGAGAAAUCUCGAACUCUCCUGAACCUUCUGAACGCGCAGGGAGAUGGCGUUCGGCGGCAGGAGGGGGUCGUCGAGGUGGGGCCUUCCGGCGGUGAGGUCGGACGCGCUCGGCAAGCUCGGCCCCUCCUUCGGCAUCGGCGCCGGCUGCGGCGUCGGCGUCGGAGUCGGCAUCCUCGGCGGUGCAGGAAUUGGAGCUGGAUUCCCUGGCUUACAGCUGGGCUUCGGAGCUGGUGCUGGAUGUGGAAUAGGAAUAGGUUUUGGUUAUGGUUUUGGAAAGGGAAUGGCGUAUGAUGAGAAUGGGAAAUAUUCAAACAUCAGGAGAUCAUUUCAGAACUCCAGGAGUCUUCCUUACGAUCAAGAGUUUGAUAUCCUGUUUGACGAGGUGAUGGAGAGCACUAGGAAGCUGAUCAAAGCGACGACGAAGGAGAUCGACAAGUGGAGGCGGAUGUAGACUAAGCAGCACAUGAAGGAACGGACAGGUUGCGAUUGUUUCCAGAGUUUCUCUUGCUUUGUCAAUAUUCUACCCCCGGUGCCAUCCAAGUAAAAAAAAACUACUAUCGUGGAGCCUGGAAGGAUCAAUUCGUGAAGCAUGUGCCAGGAUGCAACCAUCAUGUGAUUGAACGCGACGCUCGUUCCGCAUUGUAGUAUCCUUCGCAGGGUCGCUGUCUAUAGUAUAAUGUUCAUCUGUAGAACGCUGUUGCGCAUUGAAAUACUCGUCUUGCACACGGUGUCGCCUCAAAUCUUUCGUUAUCUCGUCUUAAGCAUGCCACCAUUAUUUAGUCUACCUUGCCUCCUUGUAAGUCGUUCCUGUUUUUCUUUUUUCUUGGGCAUCAUUGUUCAACAAGAUCUGUGUUCCUCCACAGUGCUACACCAAACGUUCUCUCAUACUACGUCAGAUGAAAAUGAAAUGCUAUUAGUAGUGUUUUCUUUUU